Rhipicephalus microplus (southern cattle tick) is the source of this 3283-nucleotide messenger RNA. RefSeq names its product cell division cycle protein 21 (gene Cdc5). Gene Ontology annotation, cellular component: Prp19 complex; spliceosomal complex. Gene Ontology annotation, molecular function: DNA-binding transcription factor activity, RNA polymerase II-specific; RNA polymerase II transcription regulatory region sequence-specific DNA binding. The record is from RefSeq and is a predicted model, not a curated record. Lineage: Eukaryota; Metazoa; Arthropoda; Arachnida; Ixodida; Ixodidae. Gene Ontology annotation, biological process: mRNA splicing, via spliceosome; regulation of transcription by RNA polymerase II.
CUGCAGUAAUUAGCUGCAGACUCAGAGCGGUAGGUGUUCUGUAGAGCGGUCGUGUCGAAAGGAGUUUGAGAAGUUUCGCCAUUUAGCAGUUGUAAUUUGUCUUCAGGAUCCUAAUCAAGAUGCCGCGGAUUAUGAUCAAAGGAGGUGUAUGGCGCAAUACCGAAGAUGAAAUUCUUAAAGCAGCAGUGAUGAAAUAUGGCAAGAACCAGUGGUCACGAAUAGCAUCAUUGCUUCAUCGAAAGUCUGCAAAGCAGUGCAAAGCUCGAUGGUACGAGUGGCUGGACCCGAGCAUCAAGAAAACCGAGUGGACACGGGAAGAGGAGGAGAAGCUGCUCCACCUUGCAAAGCUGAUGCCCACCCAGUGGCGGACCAUUGCACCAAUCAUCGGUCGAACGGCCGCCCAGUGCUUGGAGCACUAUGAAUAUUUGCUAGAUCAAGCUCAGAAGAAAGAAGAAGAAGGGGACAUUCUGGAGGACCCACGCAAGCUAAAGCCCGGUGAGAUUGAUCCCAAUCCAGAGACUAAGCCAGCCCGUCCGGAUCCCAAGGACAUGGACGAAGAUGAGCUGGAGAUGCUGUCGGAAGCCCGAGCUCGGCUGGCUAACACGCAGGGCAAAAAGGCCAAGCGCAAAGCGCGAGAGAAGCAGCUGGAGGAAGCAAGGCGCCUGGCUGCCCUCCAGAAGCGGCGUGAGCUGCGCAUGGCAGGCAUCAUCCUGCCUCCUCGCAGACGCAAGCGCCACGCCAUUGACUACAACAAGGAGAUUCCUUUCGAGAAGCGGCCAGCCCCGGGGCUGCACGACACCUCCGAGGAAGUAUACGACCCGACCGAGACUGACUUUCGACGCCUGCGGCAGCAGCACUUGGACGGGGAGCUGCGCAGUGAGAGGGAGGAGCGCGAGCGGCGCAAGGACAAGCAGAAGCUGAAGCAGCGCAAAGAGAAUGACCUUCCGCCAUCGCUGCUGUCGGCAGAGCCCGUGCGAAAGCGCAGCAAGCUGGUGCUGCCGGAGCCCCAGAUCUCAGACCAGGAGCUCGAGCAGGUGGUCAAGCUGGGCCGGGCCAGCGAGACAGCCCGCGAGGCUGCCCAGGAGGCGGGCCGCCAGGCUUCGGACACCCUGCUGGCCGACUACAGCCUCACACCGGCGACAGGGCCCUUGCGCACGCCCAGGGCACCUGCACUCAGCCGGGACACCAUCCUGCAGGAGGCCCAGAAUAUCAUGGCCCUGACCAAUGUGGACACCCCUCUGAAGGGUGGCCUCAACACACCUCUUCAUGAGACUGACCUGGGUGGACCAGCGACACCCAAGAAGGCAGCACAGACACCCAACAGCCUCAUUGUCACCCCGUUCCGUACACCCAGCACUGCUGCUGCUGACGGCAUGACUCCUCAAGGUGCCAGGACCCCAGGAAGCGUGUCGUGCCAACAACCGACUAGUGCAACACCGCUGAGGGACAAACUGAACAUCAACCCGGAAGAUCACCUGGACUUUGAUUCCAACCAGUCAGCCAAGCACUUUCAGAGGGAGAGCAAGCAGCAGCUGCUCAAGGCACUGUCAUCAUUGCCGUCCCCAAAGAAUGACUAUGAAAUAGUUGUGCCUGAGGAGGAUCCCAGCAUCCAGGAGCCUUCAACAGCAGGCACGUUCGUCGAAGACCAGGCGGACAAGGACGCUGCCAAGGAGCAGCAGAGGCUCGAAAAGUUGGAAGCGGAGCGGAAGCUGCAGUCUCAUGCCGUUCAGCGUGGCCUUCCUCGGCCGCUGGACGUCAACGCUUCGGUGCUGCGGCCUGCGCACACGGAGCCCCCGCUGACGGAGCUGCAAAAGGCCGAGGAGCUCAUCAAGCAGGAGAUGCUAGUGAUGCAGCAUCACGACGCCCUGCACAACCCGACCGAGGCCCAGCAGUGGAGCCGCAAGGGAGCGGGCGACGAGGCUGCCCACCUGGCAUACCUCGAGCGCCACCCAUACCAAAAGUACAGCCAGGACGAGCUGGACGCUGCCCAUGAGGUCCUUCAGGCCGAGAUGGAUGUGGUGAAGAAGGGCAUGGGCCACGGGGAGCUCAGCUUGGAGGCCUACUGCCAGGUGUGGGACGAGUGCCUGGCGCAAGUGCUCUUUCUGCCUGCUCAGAACCGCUACACCCGGGCCAACCUGGCCUCCAAAAAGGACCGCAUAGAAUCACUUGACAAACGCCUCGAGCAAAACCGAGGUCACAUGACCAGAGAAGCCAAGAAAGCGGCCAAGGUUGAGAAAAAGCUUCGGGUGCUGCUGGGAGGCUACCAGUCACGAGGACAGGCCUUGAUAAAGCAGAUCCAGGAGCUUGCGGAGCAGAUUGAGCAGACACACUUGGAGCUGAAGACCUUCCGAGCUCUGCAGGAGCACGAGUCGUUGGCCAUCCCAAAGAGGGUUGAGGCUUUGACUGAAGAUGUCAACCGUCAAGUGGAGAGAGAAAAGGCACUGCAGAAGCGCUAUGAUGAUCUGCUUCAACAGAAGGAGCUCAUUGAAGAAGCCCUGCUGGACAUCAGAGCCUAAAGCUUGGAACACAUUUUCCUGGUCCCGUCAGAAGAGUCUAUUGUACUUUGUUAAAUAUGCAACAUUUCUUAGCCGACCAAAAGUAUCUGUCUAUCUACAUGCAUCUGCACAUCCAUCUAGCAGCCUACGUCUCGGUAAGAGAACUUGACAGAUAGGACUGCCUGGUCAUGACAUGAAUAAUGUGAAAAUCCUGUGGCAUAUGUUGGCACAUAGGGCACAUACACUAAUACCGUUGGCUGGGGUUUGCGAGCAUGCACCACAGGUAGUUGACCUUAUGUCUACCCAGGAACAGUGAGAACUUUCAUUGGUAAUUGAACUGCAAGGAGGUUGAGAAAAACUGACAUAGGCAACAGUGACCCAACAAAUGCAAAGGAUUACUGCAGGAAUCGAACCCAAGCAUUCUGUCCGGCAGUCGGGUAUUCCACCACACAUGCAGCACCAUUUCUUAAAAGUGCUUUGGAAAAAGACCUUAUGCAGGUGUAAUGGCGGUGCAACAUCAAUUGUGGUUACUGUACCAGCUAUUUAAUUUCAUAAGACGAUAACCGCUACAUGCUCCAGACGUCAGGUAGGGUUAAGGGGAUAUGCGAUUCGAAAAAAAGGUUUUGUCAAUCUGUUGCUUGGGCAAUAAAUUAUUUUUUGCUGUAUAUAUAGGCUUUUGUGAUGAUUUUAGAAAGUAAUUAGUUUUAUAGUAAGUUGCACCGUUCUCGCUUCGUGUGAUGACAAUGUAAAGUUUAGUUUGUCUUUAAUAAACACUCUGUGGCACUAAA